Metopolophium dirhodum (rose-grain aphid) is the source of this 1451-nucleotide messenger RNA. RefSeq lists its product as uncharacterized. The record is from RefSeq and is a predicted model, not a curated record. The coding region runs from base 223 to 1305 and encodes 360 amino acids. NCBI's taxonomy places the organism in Eukaryota, Metazoa, Arthropoda, Insecta, Hemiptera, Aphididae. The transcript has 7 exons.
AGUGUAAUUUACAGGUUAUGUCACAAACUCACAAAUCUCGAUUCACAGUACUUGCGUUUGUACUUAUUCAUUGUUCUCAAGACGACUUAACAGUUGGAAUUUGGUUUUAACAGUGUUCAUACUUCACAUACCUAAAUACCUACGUACCACGCGUAGUCAAUACCUAUUCGAACACCACAUAUUUGUACUGUCGUCGUUAUCGUUUGAAGUGUAGUUUAAAACAUGUCGUGGUCUGUAGUUGAGUUUACUACCGACAAUUCAAUGUAUGUUGUACCAUCUUUUUGGUUAAAACAAGAUGAGUGUGCUUGGCCAACACAAAAUGUAUCCAAAUUUAUUACUCGACGCAAGCAGCCGAAUGAAAUAGAAUUCAUUUAUCUAGACGCAAAACAAAUUGGUAAAGCAUUAGACUCAUAUGAAGAUGCAAAAGGUCAAUUGUCCAUAGCAGAAUUUACAUCAGAUAUGUCAUCAAGUGAAAAUAAGAAGAGUAGAAAAGUCCGAAGAAAGAGGCCUUGUGAUUCGGAUGUUGAUAGUAUAAUAGUGAAACACAAAAAAAAAGUAUUGCCGAAAUCUGUAAAAGAGAAGAGUUCUAAUAACUUAUGGAAUGUAUUAUCCACUGAUGGAUCAUCAAGCGAAGAUGAUGAAAUUGCAAUUGAGAAAGGAGACCACGCUUUAAAGACAUUGUUACCAAACUGUGCCCACACAUCAAUUAGUUCAUCAAUUACAGAGGUCACCAUUCCUGCAGUCGAUAAACAUUUAGUUCAUGAAAAGAGCUUUAAUUCAUUAAAUAUAUUAUCUGCGGAUGAUUUUCAAAGUACUGUUUUAAGCUACCUUGCCAAAAUAAGUGUUGAUAUAGGAGAAAUCAACAAAACAUUAAACAGGCAUGAAGAUAUUCUAAAUACUUCAUCUUUUGGAAAUAGAACCAACGAAAGUUCCUCUUCUGAUAUUAACCAGCAUUCAAAUUUACGAUUUCCAAUACAAAAUAUGACUGAACUUGAACAAUGUGAAGAAUAUUUAACUGAUAAUACAUUUAAAUCAAAAAUGGUAACACAAUUAAGUUAUCUAGCAAAAAAAUCGUUAUCCAGUACUGUCAGACAAAUAACAUCUAGAUUGAUAAGUGAUACAGUUUUACAAGAAUUUAGCUAUAUUGGACAAAAGAAGAAGAAAAUAUUUAAUAAAUUAUUGAUUUGCAAUCUCAUUAUAGAUGCUGUCAGAAAUAUAUCAAAGUUUUCCAAUGCUGUAAAUUUAGAAAUUGAAGAACCACUGAAAGUUUUUAUAGCAGGUGCAAAGUCUAGAAUAAAAAUAUAAGUGGAUAUUUUAUAUUAUAUUAUACAAGUUACAAUCAUUAUACAUACUUAUAAUAUGUAUAGUUAUUCAGAUUUAUAUGUUAGUACUAUGAUAUUGCAGUUAAUUAUUCAUUAUUUUAAACUUUUUUUUCAAAUUUUAAAUUUUUA